Messenger RNA from Blepharisma stoltei, 351 nucleotides. Lineage: Eukaryota; Ciliophora; Heterotrichea; Heterotrichida; Blepharismidae. The record is from the annotation of a GenBank genome assembly.
AUGAUUAAAGACGAAACUGCAAGCCAAGAAAUAAAACAUCCUCUGUCACUAUGAAUUAAUAAAAAUAAUGCCAUUCCUCAGCUCUAUCAGCAAAAUUUUGCUCUAGCUGUUUCUCAUCCAACUCAGCUCAAUCAGCAAAAUUUUGCACCAGCUAUUUUUGAUUCUAUUCAGCUCAAUCAGCAUAAUUUUGCUCCAGCUGUUUCUCAUCCUACUCAGCUCAAUCAGCAAAUUUUUGCUCCAGCUGUAGAUGUUUCUUUUUUAAUAACGAAGAUGAUGCUAAGUCAAAAAACAUUCAAUACUACUGCACCAUGGAAAAAUUAUUUUUUUAUUAUUUUUAAAAAUGAGUCAUAA